Dendronephthya gigantea is the source of this 1926-nucleotide messenger RNA. RefSeq lists its product as uncharacterized. The transcript is spliced from 6 exons. The coding region runs from base 1 to 1926 and encodes 641 amino acids. NCBI's taxonomy places the organism in Eukaryota, Metazoa, Cnidaria, Anthozoa, Malacalcyonacea, Nephtheidae. The record is from RefSeq and is a predicted model, not a curated record.
AUGUCCCUAUUGUUCUUCUUCAAACUGCUAGGGAUUCUCAGUCUACAGCCAAAGGGCCAAAGUUCGAUAAAUAUAAAAACGUUUGGCUCCAACGCGACUAAUGCUCAAGUUAUUGAUGUGAUUAACCUUGGUAUAGAAACUGCCCAUGGAGCGAACAUUGAAGUAUCAGCAUUCACUGUGAUACUUCAAUCAACGUUAAUUUGUCAGCCAUUAAAGAACCAGUUUGUGUUGAAUGCUAGCAAGACCUACCCGCAUCUGGCCAACCUCUACUUAGCUGAUUACUCGUCAGGUCACCACGAUGCGAAAGUGGAUAUCUUGAUCAGUUCCGAUCAUUACUGGAAGAUUGUGACAGGAAAAACCCAACAGGGAAUAGCGGUCAACUGCCAUUCAAACAAGGCUCGGUUGGGUUCUUUCUGGCCUGUUGAAAAUGAAUCACGGAAAUCAACCCACACCAGCAAUCUUGCUACAAUCCAUACCCUCAAAUGCGCCUCUGAAGAAGUUGAAUGUAAGAAUGAUGUCCUUGUGCAAGAGCUGAAGAGAUUUUGGGACUUAGAAACUGUUGGUAUUCAACCACACAAAGGACGUUUAUUACGGUUGCUGAAGCUAUUGCAUAAUGAGCCAGAAGUCCUUAAGAAGUAUGACAAUGUGAUAAGAGAUCAGCUUAACAAGGGAAUCGUGGAGUCCACACCAAAACCAAACGAAGAAAUCAAGAGUAUGCACUAUUUACCUCAUCAUGCCGUCAUCCGUCAAGACAAAACAACAACAAAAUUGAGAGUAGUGUAUGACGCCUCAGCAAAGUCAAGAGGACCUUCACUUAACGACUGCCUGUAUAGUGGUGCCUCGCUGACUCGGAACAUCGUUGACAUAAUGAUGCGUUUUCGGGCCUACAAGGUGGCCUUAACUGGAGAUAUUGAGAAGGCUUUCCUCAUGAUCCAUGUAGCAGAGUCUGAUAGGGAUGCAUUGAGGUUCCUGUGGGUUGAUGAUGUACAUAGCCCAAACCCUAAGAUUAUCCCAUUUCAAUUUACCAGAGUAGUGUUUGGUGUGUCAUCGAGUCCCUUUCUAUUAAAUGCCACAGUAAAACACCACAUUGAACAGUACAGAGAAAAUGAUCCUAGCUUUGUGGAAACGUUCCUGAAUUUGAUUUAUGUGGAUGACCUUAUUUCCGGUGGAACUCCAAGAGCGGAUAUGUCAAGCCAACCAACUGUUGACAGGGAACGAUGCAUUGAGUGGAAGUAUAUAGCUAGAGCUGAGCCCAAGUACUUGGUUCAGGAGGAGCAGUCAUCUUAUGUUGGAAGUACAUUGGGUCCUCGCCUUCCAAUCAGUGAUGAUAAACAGAAAAUUCUAGGAAACUUAUGGGAUUCAUAUGAGGACAAUCUUAUUAUUGAUCUCAAGGACGUUUGGGAACUCUGUAUGGCAAAGAGUGACUGGGAUCAUCCACUUCAGGGAACCCUAAAAUGCAACUGGCAGAAAUUAGUUGAAAACCUAAGAGAAGUCCAACCUGUUGUCAUUCCGAGAUACUAUGUGUCUAAUGUGCAGGAGCAAGUUGUGUCCUACGAGCUUCAUGGGUUCUGCGAUGCAUCUAUCAAAGCAUUAAUGAAUGUUACUCAGAGGGCCCUUGAGUCUGUGAUUGAGAUUUCGAAGGUUCAGUGCUGGAUGGAUUCUAAAGUUGCAUUGUAUUGGAUUACGCAGCAGGAAUGGAAACAAUACGUACAGAGUCGAGUUGAAGAGAUCAGAGGGCUGUUUCCUGCAGAACACUGGAGUCACUGUCCAGGUGUAGAAAAUCCCGCAGACAUUCUAUCACGUGGCAUCCUGCCUACACAACUAGUAUCGUCUACACUGUGGUGGUCUGGCCCAAAGUGGUUGUCUACCAUAGACAACCCUGCAAAAGAGAACUGUGAUAGCAAUGUUGUACCUGAAGAGUGUUGA